Beta vulgaris subsp. vulgaris (sugar beet) is the source of this 4315-nucleotide messenger RNA. RefSeq names its product calcium-transporting ATPase 9, plasma membrane-type. Gene Ontology annotation, biological process: calcium ion transmembrane transport. NCBI's taxonomy places the organism in Eukaryota, Viridiplantae, Streptophyta, Magnoliopsida, Caryophyllales, Amaranthaceae. The transcript is spliced from 33 exons. Gene Ontology annotation, molecular function: ATP hydrolysis activity; calmodulin binding; ATP binding. The coding region runs from base 734 to 4003 and encodes 1089 amino acids. Gene Ontology annotation, cellular component: membrane; intracellular membrane-bounded organelle. The record is from RefSeq and is a predicted model, not a curated record.
GAAUUUUAAGGCGGGAAAUAUCUUGGAAACUUCUUAUGUACCAUCAAUAGUACCAAUGUUGGCAAUGUAUGCGAGUGCACAAAAAAAAGUACUUUGAGCAUGUUCCAUACUUCAAUAGUACUUCUUCGUAACAUCAACUGUCAUCACCAUUACCAUAACCAUACAAUCAACAACUAAAAUGGGGGAGAUAAAGAUUAAAGGGUGGAGAAUUGUGGCAUAAUUUUCGGAAUAUUUGUGGUAAGGUAAACCUUUCAAAAAAAAAAAAAAAAACAAUUAUAUCAGAUAUAGUGAUAUUCAUCUAACCCUAAAUUCAGCAAAUUUUAGUUACUCAUACUAAUAUUGGGUUACACAAUUUUUACGUGGAUAAUCUCUCCUUUAUUUUCUCUAAUUCAUCCAUUUUACGCGUUUCAACUAUGUGGGAUUAAUUCUUUUUUUUUUUUUCAAUGAUCCGUUUUCAUUGUUGGUUAAUAAUAAUUCAAUAACAGCAGUACUAAUUACAAAAUUUAAUUUGGCUGUUUUUUUUUAGUUUCCCUGUUUUUUUAGUAAGGGGGUGGUGGCUCCGAACUAAAUUGUUUUUUUCCCCAAAAAACAAGAGUACGGUGCCAUCUCUCCUUGAGAAGGCUCCUAAUACUUGUAUCAUAAUUUUUGGGGUUUUUGUGUUUUUUUUUAAAAUUUUUUUUUGGUGAAGUGAAAGAAAGAGAGAGAUAUUGAAGAAAAAACAGGGAAAUUAAUAAUGGCGGGUGGCCAAGAGGCAAGCCAGUAUAAGGAAAUGUCACCGCCUGAAACCGCCGCCGACGAUGUCGAGGCUGCUGCCCAUCAACAGCCAUAUGAUGAGGAGGAUGAGGAGGAGGAGUUUGUGGAUGAUCCUUUUGAUAUUGGCAAUACUAAGAAUGCCCCACCUGAAUCCCUUAGACGUUGGAGGCAAGCAGCCCUUGUGCUAAAUGCUUCCCGUCGAUUUCGCUACACGUUGGAUCUAAAGAAGGAUGAGGAUAAAGAGCAGAGGAGGAGAAUGAUAAGGGCUCAUGCUCAAGUCGUGAGAGCUGCAAUGCUCUUUAAAUUGGCUGGGGAACGAGAUAUUGUGAAAGGCCCUUCAGUGUCACCUCCAAUAGCAACUGGUGAUUUUGGAAUUGGACUUGAACAACUCACUUCAAUGACCAGGGAUAAUAAUUUUUCAGCUCUGGAGCAAUAUGGGGGUGUUAAAGGGCUAGAAGAGAAGCUUAGUACAAACGUAGAAACAGGAGUCUCAGGGGAGGUGGAUGAUGUUGUAAAGCGAAAGAGCACUUUCGGAACAAAUACAUACCCUACAAAAAAGGGAAAGGGUUUCUUGUCUUUUCUGUGGGAAUCUUGGCAAGAUUUGACCCUUAUUAUCUUAAUCAUAGCUGCAGUUGUAUCACUAGCAUUAGGGAUAAAAACUGAGGGUCUUAAAGAAGGAUGGUAUGAUGGAGGAAGUAUUGUUUUCGCAGUGCUGCUUGUCAUAUUUGUUACUGCCAUCAGUGAUUAUAAACAAUCUCUUCAAUUCCAAAACUUGAAUGCAGAGAAAAGGAAUAUACAGCUAGAGGUGAUGAGAGGUGGCAGAAGGGAAAAGGUCUCUAUUUAUGACAUAGUUGUUGGUGAUAUCGUGCCUCUUAAAAUCGGAGACCAGGUACCUGCUGACGGGAUCUUCAUAUCUGGCCAUUCCUUGGCAAUUGAUGAAUCCAGCAUGACUGGAGAAAGCAAGAUUGUUCACAAGGAUAAAAAAUCACCCUUUCUUUUAUCCGGUUGUAAAGUGGCAGAUGGCUUUGGAAAUAUGAUGAUAACUGGUGUUGGUAUUAAUACUGAGUGGGGAUUGUUGAUGGCAAGUAUCUCCGAGGACACUGGUGAAGAAACACCUUUGCAGGUGCGAUUAAAUGGGGUGGCAACUUUUAUAGGCAUAGUUGGUCUCUCUGUUGCUGUAGCUGUACUUGCCAUUCUGUUGAUUCGAUUUUUUACUGGUCACACCAAGGAACCUAAUGGUGAAGUGCAAUUCACAAGUGGUAAAACAAGCAUUAGUGAAGCAAUAGAUGGAGUGAUAGAGAUCUUCACAAUUGCGGUCACUAUUGUGGUUGUUGCAGUACCUGAAGGAUUGCCCUUAGCUGUUACAUUGACCCUAGCUUAUUCAAUGCGCAAAAUGAUGGCAGAUAAAGCCCUGGUGCGAAGGCUUUCAGCAUGUGAAACUAUGGGUUCUGCAACUACUAUUUGCAGUGACAAAACUGGAACACUAACAUUAAAUCAGAUGACUGUGGUUGAGGCUUAUGCUGGUAGAAAAAGGUUAAAUCCACCAAAUGAUGCUGCCCAGAUGCACAAGGAGCAAUCCACUCUUGUAAUUGAAGGGGUUGCAGUUAAUACCACUGGUAGUGUUUUUGUCCCCAAGGAUGGUGGUGAUGCAGAAGUUUCUGGAUCUCCAACUGAAAAGGCUAUCUUGUCAUGGGGAGUCGAGCUGGGCAUGAAGUUCGAAGCUGUGAGAUCAGAAGCCAUUAUUCUCCAUGUUUGCCCUUUCAAUUCAGAGAAAAAGCGAGGUGGAGUUGCAUUGCAGCUGUCCAACUCAGAUGUUCAUAUCCAUUGGAAAGGGGCAGCCGAGAUGGUUCUCGCUUCGUGCACACAGUUUCUUGAUACGGAUGGUUCCGUAAAACCUAUUAAUAGUGAAAAGUCAUAUUUUAAAGGAGUCAUUGAUGAUAUGGCAGCAAAAAGCUUGCGAUGCGUUGCCUUUGCGUACAGGCCUUACGAUAGAAAUGCUGUUCCCAACACCAAUGAGGAGGAGUUAGCACAAUGGACUCUACCAGAGGAUGACCUGAUUCUGGUAACCAUUGUUGGCAUAAAGGAUCCUUGCCGACCUGGUGUAGAUGAAGCUGUGAGACUCUGCACAGCUGCCGGCGUGAAGGUCAGGAUGGUAACUGGAGAUAACAUUCAAACAGCAAAAGCAAUUGCUGCAGAGUGUGGAAUUCUUCCUCCAGAUUCUGAUGCAACAGAACCUGUUGUCAUUGAAGGGAAAGCAUUCCGUGCACUUUCUGAACAAGAAAGAGAGGAAGUUGCCAAGAAAAUAACAGUGAUGGGAAGGUCAUCUCCAAAUGACAAACUGUUGCUUGUGCAAGCUUUACGCAAGGGAGGUGAUGUUGUAGCUGUUACAGGAGAUGGCACUAAUGAUGCUCCUGCGCUACAUGAGGCAGACAUUGGUCUUUCCAUGGGCAUUUCUGGAACAGAAGUUGCUAAAGAAAGCUCUGACAUCAUUAUCUUGGACGAUAAUUUUGCUUCAGUUGUGAAGGUUGUGCGCUGGGGACGUUCUGUGUAUGCAAAUAUUCAGAAAUUUAUACAGUUCCAGCUCACUGUCAAUGUGGCGGCACUUAUUAUUAAUGUCGUUGCUGCUGUUUCCUCAGGCAGUAUCCCUCUAAAUGCAGUGCAGCUUUUGUGGGUAAAUCUUAUCAUGGAUACUCUGGGAGCACUUGCACUAGCCACUGAACCACCAACCAACCAGCUCAUGCGUAGAGCUCCUGUUGGCAGAAGGGAGCCUCUUGUUACAAACAUCAUGUGGAGGAAUCUAAUUGUACAGGCUCUAUAUCAAGUGGCUGUCCUCCUUACUUUCAACUUUGGUAGCAGCAACUUUUCACUAUUACAAGAAGGUGACGCUGAGCAUCGGAAUAAGUUGAAGAAUACUUUGAUUUUCAAUGCAUUUGUUCUGUGCCAAUUGUUCAAUGAGUUCAAUGCUCGUAAGCCAGAUGAAAUGAACGUAUUUAAGGGUAUAACCAGUAAUCGCCUGUUCAUGGGAAUUAUCGGAGUUACACUUGUGCUUCAGAUAGUUAUCAUUGAGUUCCUUGGGAAGUUCACCACAACUGUUAGACUGAACUGGAAAUUAUGGCUUCUUUCCAUUGCCAUCGGCCUGUUCAGCUGGCCUCUGGCUGUUAUUGGAAAGUUCAUACCGGUUCCAAAGACACCCUUGUCCAAAAUGUUAAGGAAACCAUUCCAGCGAUGUAGAACUGCACGUAAUGCAUAGACGUUUUCAGGACAAUCUUCAGUAACUUGGCAGGAAAAUUUCAGGAGCCAAAAUAUGUCAUCUAAGUUCCCGCCCUCUACUUUCCGGCAAUGCAAUGAGUAACGAUUGCUCGCUACAGAAAGCUGAGUGACCAAUUCUUGUAGUCGAUUUUUUGGAGGGAGACAACUAAAUUCACGCUCCCAUCCCUACUAUUCUAGCAAAUUGUGUGCUGAUAUUACUGAUUAUAUCUGUAAAGAAACAACGCUAACAAAACGAGCAAGUGUGUAAAUGCAAAUGUGGCAGUAUAUAGUACUAGUUUUCCUUUUGUUUGAA